AUGAGAACAGAAGAUUCCGAAUGGGAGAGGUCAGGAGUUCUCCGAGUCACACUUCACGUGAGCAGCGCAGAACACUGCCUCGAUACGGUGUCUGAGAAGCCCCAGAGAAACCCGUCUGUACAAAAACCCUUCCCUUUCACACUACCACACACAGAAAUUCCUACUGUUUCAAUUCACGUGUCAAAAAUGAGCUUCCUUCGAAGGGCGGCAGAGGCACCCAGUGGAGACUUGCUCAAGGCACCACCUAAGUGCGUUUUUACUCUAUUGAUUUUACUGCCCUUGCCUAUCAUCCUCCGCAACAAGCCUAUGAGAACUGAAGUAGUGGUCUUCUUAUAUGUAUGCCAUUUGCUGAAUGUCCCAGCUGUACAAGCUGGUCAUGUCAGUUUGUCAGGAUACGAUGCCCCUUGCCUUCAUACCUGUGCCCAAAUGCUCACCCAAGUGCCCUGGCUGCACGCGUUUGAGGUGGUUAAGACGGGAUAUGAGUAUGAUAUUGUUAAGUGCGGCCUGAGGAAGUUGGAGAAUGUCAGUUAUGGGGAAUUAGCCUAUGCAGGAGCAGCUGUCUUUCUAAAAAGCAAAGCAGAAGGUUCUUCACCUCCAGGUUCAUGUCGCUUAAGAGCUCAUCCAUGCUAUAACCCCCAAGAAAUUGGGCAGCUUACUGCCCAAUUCAAAGGUGCAGAGGCCUUCGGAGUUUCUUCUUACUUUCUCUGUGACAUGGCACCAAUUAGCAAACGUAAUUGCAAUUUGAUUGAUGCCUUCCCAGCCUCAUCAUUUCAUCUUGCGUUUUGUCUUUUCCAGGAAGCAGAAUGUGCCUACACACUCUUCGUCGUUGCCGUAUUUUGGCUUACGGAAGCUUUGCCUCUGUCAGUUACAGCUUUGCUGCCUGGUUUGAUGUUCCCAUUGUUUGGAAUCAUGCCUUCUAAGAAGGUGGCAUCCGCUUAUUUCAAAGAUUUUCACCUACUGCUAAUUGGAGUCAUUUGUUUAGCAACAUCAAUAGAAAAAUGGAACUUGCACAAAAGGAUUGCUUUGAGAAUGGUCAUGAUGGUGGGUGUGAACCCAGCAUGGCUGGCAUUGGGGUUCAUGACCAGUACUGCCUUCUUAUCUAUGUGGCUUAGCAACACCUCAACUACUGCCAUGGUGAUGCCCAUUGUGGAGGCUGUGGCACAGCAGAUCAUCAGUGCUGAAGCAGAGGUCGAAGCCACUCAGAUGACUUAUUUCAGUGGAUCAACCAAUCAUGGACUGGAAAUAGAUGAAUGUGUUAAUGGACAUGAAGCAAAUGAGAAGAAAGAGAAAAUAAAAUCAGUUCCAAGACACAGUAAUGAUGCAGGGAAAAUUUCAAGCAAGGUGGAGUUGGAAAAGAAUACAGUCACAGGAACCAAAUAUCGAACAAAGAAGGACCACAUGAUGUGUAAACUUAUGUGUUUGUGCAUUGCUUAUUCUUCUACCAUUGGUGGCCUGACAACAAUCACUGGUACCUCCACCAACUUGAUCUUCGCUGAGCAUUUCAAUAUGCGCUACCCUGAAUGUCAUUGCAUCAACUUUGGAUCGUGGUUUAUGCUGUCCUUCCCAGCUGCUGUUGUUAUUUUGCUCUUGUCCUGGAUCUGGCUUCAGUGGCUUUUCCUGGGAUUCAAUUUUAAGGAGAUGUUUAAAUGUGGCAAGACCAAAACAGUGGAACAAAAAGCUUGUGCUGAGGUGAUUAAACAAGAAUACCAAAAACUUGGACCAAUAAGGUCUCAGGAAAUUGUGACCUUGGUGCUCUUCAUUGUAAUGGCCUUGCUAUGGUUUAGCCGAGAUCCUGGGUUUGUUUCUGGUUGGUCUGCACUUUUUUCAGAGUAUCCCGGUUUUGCUACAGAUUCAACUGUUGCCUUACUCGUAGGACUCCUAUUCUUUCUUAUCCCAGCUAAGAUAUUGACUAAAACUACACCUGCAGGAGAAAUUGUUGCGUUUGACUACUCUCCUCUGAUUACUUGGAAAGAAUUCCAGUCGUUCAUGCCCUGGAAUAUAGCCAUUCUUGUCGGUGGAGGGUUUGCCUUGGCAGAUGGCUGUGAGGAAUCAGGACUAUCUAAGUGGAUAGGAAAUAAAUUAUCUCCUCUUGGUUCAUUACCAUUAUGGCUAAUAAUUCUGAUAUCUUCUUUGCUUGUCACAUCUUUAACAGAGGUAGCCAGCAAUCCAGCUACCAUUACGCUUCUUCUACCAAUAUUAUCUCCAUUGGCUGAAGCCAUUCACGUGAACCCUCUUUAUAUUUUAAUACCUUCUACUCUAUGUACAUCAUUUGCAUUCCUCCUACCAGUAGCAAAUCCACCUAAUGCUAUAGUUUUUUCAUAUGGCCAUCUAAAAGUUAUUGACAUGGUUAAAGCUGGACUUGGCGUUAAUAUUGUGGGUGUUGCUGUGGUGAUGCUUGGUAUGUUCACCUGGAUUGUGCCUAUAUUUGACCUCAAUUCUUACCCUUCUUGGGCUCCCUCAAUAAGUAAUGAUACCGGGCCAUGACAAGCACAAAUCUCUGACCAUCCUGUGGUGAGUUUUGGGAAGCUUUAAGAAUUCACUGCAAAAUUUAGCUCCGAAAAACUGAUGACACAUUUAAUUCCACCUGGUGUAGCUGCUGCAAUUCCAGUGAGCACCCAAAACUUGCUGACAUAACUCAGAAUCCGCAUUUCCUUUGAGAUGCAACCAAAGAGCAUCUACGUGCCUUCCUUCAUCAAGAAACCCAUGGUUGUGAUUUUGCUCAUG
Pteropus alecto (black flying fox) is the source of this 2724-nucleotide messenger RNA. It is a transcript of the gene SLC13A1, whose product is annotated as solute carrier family 13 member 1. Gene Ontology annotation, biological process: monoatomic anion transmembrane transport. Gene Ontology annotation, cellular component: membrane. The transcript is spliced from 19 exons. The coding region runs from base 1 to 2484 and encodes 827 amino acids. NCBI's taxonomy places the organism in Eukaryota, Metazoa, Chordata, Mammalia, Chiroptera, Pteropodidae. Gene Ontology annotation, molecular function: sodium:sulfate symporter activity. The record is from RefSeq and is a predicted model, not a curated record.